UCUGGACUGGCUCCUUCCGGGAAAACCGACUGGCGACUUGCAAUAACAUGUCACACCAAACCGGGAUCAAUGCAACAUCAGAACUUAAAGACUUCCUGGCCCAAGCAAGGGGAGGCGCCGUCAGGAUAAUGAAGAUCGUCAUCCAAAAUGAGGAGUUGGUGCUAGAGUCGAGCGGGCAUCCAGCCCAAAGCUGGGACCAGGACUACGACCGGCUCCUCUUACCUCUGCUCGCGCCACAGCGGCCGUGCUACAUCCUCUACCGGCUGGACUCCCAGAACACGCUGGGGCACGAGUGGAUCUUCAUCGCCUGGUCACCCGACCAGUCACCAGUCAGAGAGAAGAUGGUUUACGCUGCCACUCGUGCCACAUUGAAGAAAGAGUUCGGAGGGGGUCACAUCAAGGACGAGCUGUUCGGCACAGUAGAGGAAGACGUGUGCUUCCAGGGGUACCUGCGUCACAUGACCUCCUGCUGCUCUCCGGCGCCCCUCACGGCGGCCGAGCAGGAACUCCAAAGGAUUCGAGUCACAGAGGUGAAGUCCGAAAGGGAGGAGGAUGAGCGGAGACGGAUUGGGAUUCCACGCGCACGAGUUCCAGUGGAGUUCGGCAUAGACAAAAGAGUCUCUCAGGGUCUGGCGUUCCCUUUACAAGAGGAGGCCAAGCGAGCGCUGCGGCAGCUGAAGCAGAAACGCGUCAACUACAUCCAGCUGAGGUUGGACGUGGAGAACGAGACCAUCGAGCUGGUUCACACCAAACCGACGGAGACCCGCGAGCUCCCGUACAGGAUCCCCACGGAUUCGCCCAGAUACCACUUCUUUGUCUUCAAACAUUCCCACCAGGGCGGCGCGCAGGAGGCGCUGGUGUUCAUAUAUUCCAUGCCUGGGUACACGUGCAGUAUAAAAGAGCGGAUGUUGUACUCCAGCUGCAAGAACAGACUUCUCGAGGAAGUGGAGAAAGAUUACCAGCUGGAAGUCACCAAAAAGAUGGAAAUAGACAGCGGCGACGGCCUGACUGAGGACUUCCUGUACGAGGAGGUCCACCCGAUGGAGCACACCUUGAAGCAAGCCUUCACGAAGCCUCGCGGACCGGGGGUCAAGAGGGGCAACAAACGCCUCAUCAAGGGCGCCGGAGAGAACGGCGGGGAAAUUUAAACAUAUAUUUAUGUAUUGAGUUCAACGUAAUCUUUCGGCAAUAGGAGUCCAAACAAAACAUGGAUA
Molecule: messenger RNA, 1214 nt
Organism: Syngnathoides biaculeatus (alligator pipefish)
Lineage: Eukaryota; Metazoa; Chordata; Actinopteri; Syngnathiformes; Syngnathidae
Product: twinfilin-2-like
Exons: 10
Coding region: 48-1148 (366 amino acids)
Biological process (GO): positive regulation of neuron projection development; actin filament depolymerization; barbed-end actin filament capping
Cellular component (GO): actin filament; myofibril; cytoplasm
Molecular function (GO): actin monomer binding; actin filament binding
Source: RefSeq, a predicted model, not a curated record